AUGGUCUGGACAUAUUAUGUCAGACUUCUUUUUGCUGCCACUUUGGUCUUAAAGGUUAUCCACUUGGGAAAUGGUUUUGAUCAAAAAGAGAAACUCGGAAGCAAUGGAGGAGUACACAUCAAUACAACAGCUCAAAGGCAACAACCUCUGAAUCACUCUACUACUUUGAAUAUCAUCAGAAACCUGAACAGGAGUUCUGAGAGCCCAAAACAGCUCCAUUCUGGGCCAUUUAUACCUUUUGUGGGGUUUAGAGAUGGUACCAGACAUUGCUGUCAAAAUGGAGGGACCUGUAUCCUUGGCAGUUUUUGUGUCUGUCCAAUGUACUUUGUUGGGAGAUACUGUGAACAUGAUGAACGAAAAAGUAACUGUGGUGUCUUUGCCCAUGGUGACUGGGUCUACAAGGACUGCUACCUCUGUAGAUGUAUCUAUGGGAAGCUUCACUGUUUCAGAGAUACAACAUUAAACAACUGUGAAUUAAGUCUUAUAACAAUGGUCAACAUGGCAGCCAGAAGUAAAUAUCUGAUUUCUCAUGGCAAAGUUAGUGAAUUAUUCUGGUGCUCUGGAAUAGGACAGCCAGUGCCCACUUCAUCACUUCCUGCUCCCUGCUUUAGAGAAAGAUAG
This is a messenger RNA of Sarcophilus harrisii (Tasmanian devil), 621 nucleotides long. RefSeq names its product teratocarcinoma-derived growth factor 1 (gene CRIPTO). The record is from RefSeq and is a predicted model, not a curated record. NCBI's taxonomy places the organism in Eukaryota, Metazoa, Chordata, Mammalia, Dasyuromorphia, Dasyuridae.